CACCUUUUUCGUAUUUUUUUCCCAAACUUUGAUUCAAUAAACCCAAAGGUCGCAAAACCGUUCUUAAUCACACAUUUACUAUUGAUAAUUCCUUAUCAAAUUAACAAUUUCGUCCACGCACACCUUCGUCACCAAACCCACCAAACACACAAGACCGAAACUGGGCAACUGGGGACGCAUCUGUGUGUUUUUUGUGCUUAAGAAGUGAUAAAAGGCCAUGGCCCAGCGUUUCGCGGGCCCCGUGCCGCCCCAAGGUCCCGGGGGGCCCCCACCCCAGCGUUACCCGCCCCAAAAUCCGGGAAUGCGCCAGUACCCAGCCCAGAAUUUUCCGCAACGGACAGGGUACAACACCCCGCCCCCGAACAUGGGGGCCCAGCCGGGCGCUAUGAUGCCGCGGCCCCCUCAAGCCCCCUAUUCGCCCAUGCGAGGGGGGCCCAUGCCGCCCCAGCCGGGCGUUAAACGGCCCCCGGACAACAGGGCCGUCAUGCAGCAAAAGAGUGAUUACCCACAUGGAACCAAGAAAAAGAAGAAGCUUUCCGACAAGAUUUUGCCCCAAAAAGUCAGAGAUUUGGUGCCCGAAAGCCAGGCCUACAUGGAUUUACUCGCGUUUGAGCGUAAAUUAGACUCGACCAUAAUGAGAAAACGGUUGGAUAUUCAAGAGGCGUUAAAACGUCCAAUGAAACAAAAACGCAAAUUGAGGAUUUUCAUCUCUAACACGUUUUAUCCAGCCAAAGAGGCGUGCGCCGAGGGCCCAGACGGCCCUGGACAAGAGGGCUCCGUGGCCUCUUGGGAGUUGCGAGUCGAGGGCCGCCUUUUAGACGACUCGAAAAGUGACCCCAAUAAAGUCAAACGCAAAUUUUCGUCAUUUUUCAAAUCGUUGGUGAUUGAGCUCGAUAAGGAGUUGUACGGUCCUGAUAACCACUUGGUGGAAUGGCACCGUACCUUAACAACUCAAGAAACAGACGGUUUCCAGGUCAAGAGACCUGGGGAUAAGAAUGUGCGGUGCACUAUUCUUUUGUUACUCGACUACCAACCGCUACAAUUCAAACUCGACCCGCGAUUGGCCCGUUUAUUGGGCGUGCACACGCAGACACGCCCCGUUAUCAUCUCCGCCCUAUGGCAGUAUAUAAAAACGCACCGAUUGCAAGACGCCCACGAACGCGAAUACAUCGUGUGUGAUAAAUAUCUCGAGCAGAUCUUCGGGUGUCCUCGGAUGAAAUUUGCGGAAAUCCCCCAACGUUUAAACCCGUUGCUCCACCCACCGGACCCUAUCGUCAUCAAUCACGUGAUCUCGGUGGAGGGCGGGGCCGAAAGCAAGCAAACCGCCUGCUACGAUAUUGACGUGGAGGUGGACGAUACGCUCAAAACUCAGAUGAAUAAUUUCCUGUUGAGCACAGCUAGUCAGCAGGAGAUCCAAGGUUUGGAUGCGAAAAUUCACGAAACUGUCGAUACGAUUAAUCAAUUGAAAACAAAUCGUGAGUUUUUCUUGAGUUUUGCCAAAGAUCCGCAACAGUUUAUUUACAAGUGGAUCGUGUCACAAACCAGGGAUUUGAAGGUAUGGAAAUGUAUGACCGAUGUGGUGGGCAAUCCUGAAGAGGAGCGGAGGUCCGACUUUUUCUACCAACCGUGGGCGCAAGAAGCCGUGUGUCGCUAUUUCUACACCAAGGUGCAGCAAAAAAGGGCCGAACUGGAGCAAGCACUCGGCAUUCGCAACAAUUGAGCGAAACCAGCACGAGAUAUGUAUUAGUUUAUUUGAAUAUAAUUUCCAGCAUUUAAUAAAUAAACUGCAUUUUUAACUCAA
Tribolium castaneum (red flour beetle) is the source of this 1801-nucleotide messenger RNA. RefSeq names its product Brahma associated protein 60kD (gene Bap60). Lineage: Eukaryota; Metazoa; Arthropoda; Insecta; Coleoptera; Tenebrionidae. Gene Ontology annotation, molecular function: transcription coregulator activity. Bases 218 to 1720 code for a protein of 500 amino acids. The transcript has 4 exons. Gene Ontology annotation, biological process: regulation of transcription by RNA polymerase II. The record is from RefSeq and is a predicted model, not a curated record. Gene Ontology annotation, cellular component: SWI/SNF complex; nucleus.